Lepus europaeus (European hare) is the source of this 810-nucleotide messenger RNA. RefSeq names its product apolipoprotein C3 (gene APOC3). Gene Ontology annotation, cellular component: extracellular region; intermediate-density lipoprotein particle; spherical high-density lipoprotein particle. The transcript is spliced from 4 exons. The coding region runs from base 16 to 624 and encodes 202 amino acids. Gene Ontology annotation, molecular function: lipase inhibitor activity; high-density lipoprotein particle receptor binding; phospholipid binding. Lineage: Eukaryota; Metazoa; Chordata; Mammalia; Lagomorpha; Leporidae. The record is from RefSeq and is a predicted model, not a curated record. Gene Ontology annotation, biological process: negative regulation of very-low-density lipoprotein particle clearance; negative regulation of high-density lipoprotein particle clearance; lipoprotein metabolic process.
UGUCUGUUAGAAGGGAUGGGGUCUCCCCAGGCCCACGCACAAGCUGCCCAGCCCAUCUGGGCUGCAGGGGUGGCACCGUGUAGCAUGGGCCAUGGUCUUCCAGGGAUUUCCCAACUCGCCCGGCAGCUGGCUGCUCCGGCAACCCUGGCUCCGGCCCCGGCCUCCACUGGUCAGCAGGCGACCUUUGCCCAGCUCACUGGGCCCUCAGUGCCCGCUGUCCUGGGGCAAUAUAAAAACUGGCCGGCAGCUUCUUGCUGGGCUUCUACUCAGUUCAUCCGGAGAAGCAGCGGCUCCAGGAACAGAGGUGCUGCCAUGCGUCCCUGGCUGCUCCUGGUUGCCGCCCUCCUGGCGCUCCUGGCCUCUGCCCGAGCAAUGGAGGCCAAGGACCCUAAGGACGCCUCCCUUCUCAGCGUCAUGCAGGAAUAUGUGCAGCACGCCACCAAGACGGCCCAUGACGCACUGAACAGUGUGCAGGAGUCCCAGAUGGCCCAGCAGGCCAGGGGCUGGGUGGACGCUGGCAUCAGCUCCCUGAAAGGCUACUUCAGCACAUUUGCGGACAAGUUCUCCGGGUUCUGGGACCUGAGCCCUGAGGCCAGUCCAACCCAGGCGUCUGAGGCUGCCUGACACCUCAACACCCGCAGUCCGCCUGCCCAUCCAUCCUGCUGCUGCCCUGGCUCCCGUGGGCUCCAGAGCUGCCUCCACGCGUGGCUUGAAGGGACAGUAACCUCAGUGUCCCCUCACCCCGCCCCAGACCUGGCUCACUUCCAGGCAUACUAACUCCCAAUAAAGCUGGACAAGAAGCCGCAGAGA